AUGGCCAACGUAAAGAGGGCAGCUAGUGAUACCUCCGACGCAAUUAAGGGAGUGAUCGACGCUUUCCAGCAACAUAUACGCGAGCUUAAGACUUUGGGACGCCCAGUGGAAUUUUGGGACGAUUGGCUAGUGUACGAACUAGUCAAUAAAUUAGGCUUCGAGACACGAAAGCAAUGGGAGCUAUCACUUGUCACUGAUGAGCCUCCGACAUUCGAACAGCUGGCCACGUUUUUAGAAGUAAGAUGUCGUUCUCUAUCAAUGCUAUCAUCGUCAACGGUAUUAUUGCCAGCUAAGGGUAAAACCGCGUCGGUGUGUAAGUCUACGAAUGUGUUUCACGCAGUGCAAGAUCAGGACAGCACGGGCUGUACAUUUUGUAACGGGCCACACAAAAUAUACAGUUGUGAAAAAUUUCGGGACCUUGACGCAAACGGUAAGUCGAAAUUUGUGAGAGAAUCGCGCGUGUGCAUGAACUGCUUAAGUUCAGGCCAUUAUAAGGCAAAGUGUAACAGCACAUCUGCAUGCAGGAUUUGCCAUCAACGCCAUCAUACGCUGUUGCAUAAUGCUGUCGCUACAACUAACGCUACAACCGUUACUCAUUUCGUCAACAGCGCCUCUCUUAGGCCUUUCUCCCCCGCCGCAGACGUCAUGCAUCAAACGAACGUAACCGUUUCAUCCGCCAACGGUCCUUCCACAGACACCGCUGCUGCCUGUACGUCUUCACAUUUGAAUGUCAAUCCCAGCCAGCCUCAUCCAAGAGAAAGAACUGUGCUGUUGGCGACCGCCUUAGUCAAGGUACGCGAUUGCUCUGGUCAUUGGCAACCCGCUCGCUUGUUGUUUGAUUCUGGUUCGCAUGCUUCUUUCGUAACCGAGUCAUGUGUACAACGCUUGGGAUUACCGCGAAGAGGGUCCGCAAUAUUAAUUUCUGGAAUUGGUUCCUCCCAAGGGAUACGCUCUAAAGGUGAAGUAUUGCUUUCAUUAUCAUCUCAUUGUUCAGAUCUAUGCUUUACUGUUGACGCAUUGAUUCUGCCUAAAAUCACAAGCGAUUUGCCAACACAGUCCUUGAAGGUUUCGGCGUGGCCGCACCUACAAGAUUUAUUUUUAGCCGAUCAGCACUUCAUGAAACCCGGGCGUAUCGAUAUCUUGGUCGGAAUGGAAGUCAUGGGACAGCUCCUCUGCUCGGAGAUUCGUAAGGGUCCGCCCGGUACGCCCAUGGCUCAACGAACGGUUUUCGGUUGGACGUUGUUUGGAAAUGUCGAUGGGUCCGAAUCCGCUUCGCUCGGCUUACAGUCUUUGCAUUGUGAAGUUCAUUUAGAUCGAGCGUUCACUAGACUUUGGGAGUUAGAAGAAUCACCGAAAAAGGCCCACCUCACUUACGAAGAACGCUAUUGUGAAGAGUUUUUCGAAAAAACGCACAGAAGGUCACCUGACGGUCGAUUUAUAGUAGAGCUGCCGCUGAAAUCUGACGUACCCUUGGGAGCAUCACGAAGUUAUGCUGUUCGAAGUUUACUAAGCAUCGAAAAAAGACUUGCGCGAGAUGACGACCUACGCCAACGCUACAAUGAGUUCAUGCAAGAACUCAUCGACAUGAAGCACAUGGAACUUGCACCACCGCCAACGGAUCAAACGUUCUAUAUGCCGCAUCACCCCGUUAUAAAAGAGUCAAGUGUCACGACUAAAUUGAGAGUCGUGUUCAAUGCGUCCGCCAAAACCACCACCGGGAAUUCGUUGAACGAUGCAUUAUUUGUUGGUCCCCAAUUGCAACCUGAUUUAUAUUCUAUUUUAACACGUUUCAGAACGCAUCGCUACGCAGUAACAGCGGACAUCGCGAAAAUGUACCGCCAAAUAUGCAUGUCCACGAAAAACCUCGAUCUACAACGCAUUGUCUGGCGUCGUGACCCGACGUUACCCAUAAAGGAUUAUCGCAUGUUGCGCGUUACUUAUGGCGUUGCCGCUGCGUCCUACUUAGCAGUUAAAUCGCUGCAACAAACCGCAAAAUAUUCGUCACACAUUUGUGAGAAGGCUGCUGCCGUCAUCCAUAAGGACUUUUACAUGGACGAUCUCCUCACUGGUGCGUCUUCUAAAGAAGAGCUGCUAGGUUUACAACGAAACGUCUCCGCAAUACUGAAGGAAGGGGGUUUUGAACUUCGAAAAUGGGCGUCUAAUUGUGCGGAGCUUUUUGAAAAUGUUUCGAAUGCAUCAGAAAAUAUAUCACACUACCUAGUCGAUAUUAAUCUGAAUCAACCACCCACUAUUUUAACUAAGAGAAAUUUCUUGUCUGAUGCUAGCACGCUUUUCGACCCACUGGGUCUGCUCGCUCCAGCGACCAUAAGAUCAAAGAUGUGGUUUCAGGAGAUCUGGCGUAUGAGUGUCGGUUGGGAUGACGUUAUUCCAGACUGCAUCGCAGCACAGUGGCGACAACAUCGCUCGGAAUUGCUACUGCUAUCAAGUUUAAAGAUAAGUCGCUGGUUUGGCACAGGAGCAGGUGAGUCGUUCACUGAGCUACAUAUUUUCGCUGACGCUUCCGAGCGCGCUUACGCUGUCGUAAUGUACGCGCGCACAUUACACAACGACGGCAGUAUUACUGUCGUGCUGAUAUCGUCGAAGACUAAGGUAGCACGGCUUAAAACAACAACCCUGCCGCGCUUAGAAUUGUGCGCUGCACAUCUUGCUGCUAAAUUGGCGCGAAGCGUGUUACAUAGCUGGGGUGAUCUCCGCUAUCCGAUCUAUGCUUGGACUGACUCAACUAUCACAUUGGCAUGGCUUCAGGCGCAUCCUAGUAAGUGGAUAACUUUCGUUGCCAAUCGCGUUGCUGACAUACAAGAAGUUUUACCGCCUGAAUGUUGGAACCAUAUCCGCUCUGAACUGAAUCCAGCAGAUUGCGCUUCUAGAGGUGUAACUCCGUCUGAACUACUGCAUCAAAAACUAUGGUGGUCUGGUCCUGAAUUCUUAAAAGGUCCUGACCAUUUCUGGAAGUUAUCACCUUCGCAACACACAACUCAGUUGGGCGUUCGUAGCAAGGUCGUCGCCCAUGCUACGAGCUCAGAUGACCACUGGCCUGUAUUGAUGAGACAUUCAUCGUAUUCCAAGCUGCGCCGCAUCAUUGCUUACGUGUUAAGGUUUUUCGUCAACGCUCGAGUUAAGACACGAAUCAACGCUGCUAAACGGGUCGGUCCUCCCUGCUGUCAAGAGAUAUCCGAAGCUGAACUGCGCUUGAUCAGCAAAAGAAAGCCAAUUCCGCUUCAAAGUAGUAUUUUGACAUUGCAGCCAUAUCUCGAUGAGAAAAACGUCUUGCGAGUAGGAGGUAGGAUCAAGAACGCUGAAGUAGCUGCUGACGUAAGACAUCCGAUUAUCCUGCCAAAAAACUGCCCACUUGCGAAACUGAUCAUUCACGAUAUUCUCGAAUUCACGUUACACGCUGGACCUCGCAUCAUGCAAACCAUCCUGCAACGUCGAUAUUGGGUUAUUGGCGCCCGCAGCCUAAUUCGUAGCACAUAUCGCAAAUGCGUAAAAGAAUUUAUGGGAAAAAACGGAAUUGUCCAAUUGGAAUGGCCGGGUAACAGUCCCGACCUAAACCCAAUUGAGAACCUCCGGGCCAUUGUAAAGAAGCAGGCAGCUGAAAAAAAGCCGAAAAAUAAAACUGACCUGGAUAACAUUAUAAUGGACACUUGGCACAACGAUAUUUCGGAGGAAUUGUUGCAAACCCUGGUUACAUCAAUGCCGAGACGUAUUAAAGCGGUAAUUAAGGCGAAAGGCGGUGCGACCAAGUAUUAA
Molecule: messenger RNA, 3771 nt
Organism: Anastrepha ludens (Mexican fruit fly)
Lineage: Eukaryota; Metazoa; Arthropoda; Insecta; Diptera; Tephritidae
Exons: 4
Coding region: 1-3771 (1256 amino acids)
Molecular function (GO): nucleic acid binding
Source: RefSeq, a predicted model, not a curated record